Schizosaccharomyces japonicus yFS275 is the source of this 2927-nucleotide messenger RNA. Its product is annotated as AGC/AKT protein kinase Sck1. Gene Ontology annotation, molecular function: nucleotide binding; protein serine kinase activity; kinase activity. The transcript is spliced from 3 exons. Gene Ontology annotation, biological process: negative regulation of adenylate cyclase-activating glucose-activated G protein-coupled receptor signaling pathway; TORC1 signaling; intracellular signal transduction. The record is from RefSeq and is a predicted model, not a curated record. Lineage: Eukaryota; Fungi; Ascomycota; Schizosaccharomycetes; Schizosaccharomycetales; Schizosaccharomycetaceae. The coding region runs from base 177 to 2231 and encodes 684 amino acids.
UCGGUGUGGCCGCUGUGUGGACACAGACGGUGCGAGGUGUGCGGAGACGGGAAGAGACUUCGGUACCAGAACAACACACUCCCUUUGUCGACUCAGCAGGGAGGGAUAAGUUCAUCCAUCUUCCGUCUUUAUCAUAAUUACCCAUAUUCGCACCAGGGCUCCAUCGGUCUGCCACAAUGACCGAGUUCGCCAAAAGUUUGUUCCAUGCGAAAUGUCCAUCUCCUACGCAGAUUCCCGGCGGUUCGCAGCAGAAUCGAGAGGCUGCUAAUAUUUUCUAUGACCCAGAUGCCACGCCGACUGCGUCUUCUGGCCCAUCUCCUUCUUCGAGCUUUGGUUCCUUUCGAAAACCAACACUGUUAGAUUAUCGGCAGCCGUCCAUUCCACAUUUGGGCCUGAGUAAAUUAAACAACUCUAACCAAUCCUUGGCAGUUGAUAAAUCCUCCGGUCUUAAAAACAAAGUCCAUUCUGACUCACAUUUGCGUACUAAAAACAACACGUCCAACGAAGACGUCGCAAACGGUUCAUUCCCUCCAACAUAUGGCCGUUUAACAGUGAAACUGUGUGAGGCCCGUGACCUUCUUAUAUCUGAAUCACGAGCCGAGCCGUAUGCGGUGAUUUCAUAUGAAAAGAACGACUUCGUAGUCGACGCCAACACGUCUCAAGCUCCAUUGUCAUCAUCACUUUCGAGCCGCAGUAUUUCCAUUCCCUGUAGACCGCGGCCGAUUGCGGAUCCAAGUCAUCACAACUCGUACACACAGCUGCACUCACUCGAUCUUUCGUACUCUGCCUUACGGUGUCCCAAGUGGAACCGUGAAGUCGUGUUCGAUGUCGCCAGACCGAGCGGUGAACUUUACAUCAAUCUGUAUGACCGCUGCAGACACGACGCCUUUCUCGGCGGUGUGCGUAUUAAGCCGGUAUUUGUGCAUGAGUACAUGCAUGAAUCAUGGUACAAGCUUGAACCAUUUGACAUGGGCAUCCCCAUGGACGGGGAGAUCUUGGUUCAGACGAUAUUCGAGCGUGUUGAACACAAGCACUACGGUCCCGAGGACUUUAAGGUGCUACGCCUGGUUGGAAAAGGAACCUUCGGACAGGUUUACCAAGUCAUGAAAAAGGACACAAAGCGUAUUUACGCGAUGAAAAAACUUUCAAAGAAACUCAUCAUUCGGAAAAAGGAAGUCGCACACACCAUUGGCGAGCGAAACAUUCUUGUGCGCACGACGAUGGAGGAGUCGCCAUUCAUCGUGUCACUAAAGUUCUCCUUUCAAACAGCUACCGAUCUGUACCUAGUGACUGAUUAUUUAAGCGGAGGCGAGCUCUUCUGGCACUUACAGCAUGAAGGCAAGUUUCCUGAACCCCGUGCGAAGUUUUAUAUUGCAGAACUCGUCCUGGCCCUUGAACAUCUGCACAAACACAACAUUGUAUACCGGGAUCUGAAACCCGAGAACAUUUUACUGGAUGCGAAUGGCCAUAUUGCUCUUUGUGAUUUUGGCUUAUCCAAAGCAAACCUGUCCACGAAUUCUACGACAAACACCUUUUGUGGUACGACGGAAUACCUUGCUCCUGAAGUCUUACUGGAAGAGGGUGGUUAUACCCGGAUGGUUGAUUUUUGGUCUCUAGGUGUACUGGUUUUCGAGAUGUGUUGCGGCUGGAGCCCAUUCUAUUCCGAAGAUACGCAACAGAUGUAUCGGAACAUUGCCUUUGGUAAGGUUCGCUUCCCCAAGGAUACACUUUCUCAGGAGGGUCGUAACUUUGUCCGGGGAUUAUUAAAUCGUAACCCUCGACAUCGGUUAGGCGCGAUUGGCGACGCGGAGGAGUUAAAGGAGCAUCCUUUUUUUAGCGACAUUGACUGGGAUGCUCUCGCGAAGAAAAAAGUUAAACCGCCAUAUAAACCGCAUGUAUCUAGCGAGGACGACGUAUCGAAUUUCGAUACCGAAUUCACCAGCACAAAUGUGUCUCGAUUGAACGAUCACAACGACCUUGCUCAAGCGAGCACUCCCAUCUCAGAUACAAUGCAAGACAGAUUUAGGGGCUUCACGUUUGUCGACGACGAUGAGGCUCUUAAUGAAGAACUCGAUAACCUUUCUCUCACCCACCACACUGACGAACACGAUGCUAGUCAUACAUCGCUCUCGAACUCCUCCAAUUUGACUCGCAGUACGACGCUCAAUCUGCAAUCCAACGGUGAUGAUGAUGAUGAGACAAGUCUUUUUGGAUCAAAGUUCGAUACUUAGGUUGAAAACGAUUUGAUUAAUCACCGUGUGCGCUUCACGGUUUUCGUCUCCUUAUCCUUUAUAUAUUCCUAUGCUUAUGACAAACUAGCUUUAUCAACCUUACGGUUUCUGUUGCUUUACAUUCUCAUACACUCGACUCUUUUUAGCCUGAUGCACAUUUACGGGUCCUUUGUCGUUUCUACGUUUUUGUUGUGUUUUCUUCGUACAGAAAGAUACAGGCGUUCGAUUCUUGUUACUUAACUGACGCUUACUUAGCUGGUCUGCACUAAAAUGUCUAAGCCUUUAUCAUGACACACAUACACAACUACCGGGCUUGAUCCUCAAACAAGGUUUGUUUCCCUUGUAUUAUAUUAUGGUUGGUAAACGCAUGCGUUGUCAUUCACACUUUUGUUUUUGAAAAGUAUACCUUCCUCGAACUCUCUCGUUCAUGACUCCCUUUUAUCGUUUUUAUUUCUAUAUUCCGCAACCCAUCUUCCAUUCUCUUUUUUACUCAAGCCUUUUUUACCAUUGUUGACUCAAUCGCUUUUACCGUCCAAAUUUGGGCUUACUAUAUGUCUUUUCCUUUUUUGUUUCACACUGUUGUUCGCUUGCCAUCCUUUCACUAUCUAUUCCUUCAAAGCUUGCGACUUUCCCAGUUGUAUUAUUUCACAUACUAGUAAUGUUUUUCUAUAAUAGCAAAUCCGAAUUUGGUCCACA